AUGUUUGACCAAGCUAAUGUUAUAAAAAAUGGGCUAGCAGAGAAGGCACUGAUUUCUCUACUUUCACAAUGUAAGGAAAACGCAUCCCUACAAAAUGAUAAAGACAUCCAUAUGAUUAUCAACAUGGGAAAGAAGAUGGGCAUAAAAAGGGACAACAUUCCCCGUGUUAUCCCAUUGAGCAGAUGUAAGCUAUCCAAACCAAGAGAUUUGGGUAUACUGCUCAUCACCAAAGAUCCGUCCACUUUGUAUAGAGAGACUUUGACAAAAGACGAGCACACAUCAGAUUUGUUUAAGGAAAUUAUAAGCGUCAAGAACUUAAGGCGUAGAUUCAGAGGCAAUAAAUUAACUCAGCUGUAUAAGGAUUUUGAUUUAAUCGUCGCUGAUUAUAGAGUCCACCAUCUACUUCCGGAUGUGCUUGGCAACAGAUUUUAUCAUGGUAGUAAAAAAUUACCAUACAUGAUUCGAAUGUCCAAAGAAGUGAAGCUGAAACGGCAACAAAUGGCUGAAAAAUGCGACCCUAUUUAUGUAAGAGCGCAGUUGAGAAGUAUAUGCAAGAACACUUCAUAUAUCCCCAAUGAUGACAAUUGCUUAAGUGUCAGAGUCGGACACAUUCAAAAACAUCUCAUUCCUGAAAUUUUACAAAAUAUCCAAGACGUAGUGAACUUUUUAACCGAUAGGAGUAAGAGGCCGCAAGGCGGUGUCAUCAAAGGCGGAAUAGUAUCUAUAUUUGUCAAGACCAGUAACAGUACUAGUUUACCCAUAUACCAAUUCACAGAACCUAAGGAGAACCACGAAAGUGAGGAUCUGAGUGAUAUAAGAUUAUAG
This is a messenger RNA of Saccharomyces kudriavzevii IFO 1802, 825 nucleotides long. RefSeq names its product Utp30p (gene UTP30). The transcript has a single exon. Lineage: Eukaryota; Fungi; Ascomycota; Saccharomycetes; Saccharomycetales; Saccharomycetaceae. The record is from RefSeq and is a predicted model, not a curated record. Gene Ontology annotation, cellular component: 90S preribosome. The coding region runs from base 1 to 825 and encodes 274 amino acids.